Molecule: messenger RNA, 984 nt
Organism: Alosa sapidissima (American shad)
Lineage: Eukaryota; Metazoa; Chordata; Actinopteri; Clupeiformes; Clupeidae
Product: testisin-like
Exons: 5
Coding region: 1-879 (292 amino acids)
Biological process (GO): proteolysis
Molecular function (GO): serine-type endopeptidase activity
Source: RefSeq, a predicted model, not a curated record
AUGGAGGCCACAAUGUGUGGCACAGCUCCUCUCAGCAGCAGGAUAGUUGGAGGACAGGAUGCCACUGCAGGGAGCUGGCCCUGGCAGGUCAGCCUCGAGGAGGCCGAUAGUCACGUGUGUGGAGUCUCCCUCAUCAACAAGGAGUGGGUGCUGUCUGCUGCGCACUGCUUCAGCAGUGCCAGCACAAGUGGGUGGACUAUCCAUCUGGGUCGAGAGUCUUUAUACGGUUCUAACCCAAAUGAAGUGUCUAGAACUGUAGCUGAGAUCAUUCUACAUCCUAAUUAUGAUGCCUCCACAAAUGAGAAUGACAUGGCUCUGCUCCGGUUGAGCAGUGCUGUCUCCUUCAGCGGCUACAUCAGACCUGUUUGUCUGGCGGCCAGCGACAGCAUUUUCCACCAGGGACCAGACAGCUGGGUCACUGGCUGGGGAGCUAUCGGAGAAGGAGAGCCUCUUCCAAACCCAGGGGUUCUUCAGGAAGUGGAAGUUCCUGUAGUUGACAACAAAGUGUGUGCUGAGCUCUUAAGCUUUCAAAUCACAGAAAAUAUGAUCUGUGCGGGCCUUUCCGAAGGAGGGAAAGACUCUUGUCAGGGUGACUCAGGUGGUCCAAUAGUGAUGAACGACAACUCUGUGUGGGUCCAGUCCGGGGUGGUUAGCUUUGGGAUGGGUUGUGCUCGACCUGACCUACCUGGAGUCUACGCCAGGGUCUCCCGUUAUGAGGACUGGAUCAAAUCCCACAUCAGCAGUGACCCACCAGGCUUCGUGCAGGUCAUCACCCCUACCCCACUGCUUCCUGUUUCCACCACAUCCAGCGGGACCAAAGUCACAUGCUCAUUCUGCCUCUACAUCCUUCUGUCUUUUCUCAUCCUUUCUUUCUUCUGACUGAAUAGAAAUCCUUGUUUAUAAUGUUUAAAAGGUUAAACCCUUUUAAAUAACUAGCUGUGACAUUCGUAUUUCUGUCUAAAUAAAUCCAAAUGUUUUUCAAUA